This is a messenger RNA of Saccostrea echinata, 1740 nucleotides long. Its product is annotated as organic cation transporter protein-like. The coding region runs from base 23 to 1693 and encodes 556 amino acids. Lineage: Eukaryota; Metazoa; Mollusca; Bivalvia; Ostreida; Ostreidae. Gene Ontology annotation, molecular function: transmembrane transporter activity. Gene Ontology annotation, biological process: transmembrane transport. Gene Ontology annotation, cellular component: membrane. The transcript is spliced from 11 exons. The record is from RefSeq and is a predicted model, not a curated record.
UUUAUCACCUGAAAACUUUAGGAUGAAGUUUGAUGACAUCUUGGUGAGGAUAGGGGAGUUUGGAUUUUACCAGAAGCGGCUCUACCUAAUUCUCUGUAUACCUGCUAUAAAUGUGGGCUGUUAUAUGAUGAUGUUAGUCUACACCAUGCAUACACCGGCACACAGGUGCAAAAUUCCUGGAUAUGAAAAUGAUACAUAUCUCGAGCAAAAUGAAAAGCACAGACAACUCAUAAAUGUGACUAUCCCGCUCCCUGAUGAUCCCCAUUCUGUUCUGAAAUAUGACAGAUGUCACAUCAUAAGACGAGAGAAUAACGUCACGACGGUUAUGAAAUGUAAUGAAUGGGUCUACGAUACAUCAGUGUUCGAAGAAACGUUUUCAUCGAAGGUGAAUUUAGUUUGUGACGAUGCUUUGAAAACCUCCCACGCUCAGAUGAUCUUCUAUUUCGGUGUGUUGGCUGGCGAUGUGGGGUUUGGAUGUGUUGCCGAUGUAUUUGGUAGGAAGAAAGCUUUGGUAAUUUCUGCAGUCCUACAGGUUCUCUCUGCAGUCAGUGUGGCCUUUGUGUCGAAUUAUUACGUCUUUGUUAUUCUGAAUUUCCUCGUGGGAGCUGCAUGCCAUGGCGUCUUCGUUCCAGCUAGCGUUUUAAGUGUUGAGAUGGUAGGUCCUUCUAAAAGAGUAAUGACUGGGAUUCCUAUCCAUAUGUUCUUUGCUGUUGGGCUGCUGUACCUGGCGGGGGUGGGCGCACUAGUCCGACACUGGCAGUACCUCCAGCUAGCUGUGGCGGUACCGUGUGCUGUCUAUGUCUUGUAUUGGUGGGUCAUACCGGAAUCUCCGCGAUGGCUGCUGUCACAGGGAAGAAUGGAAGAGGCGGAAAAAAUCGUACAACGUGUCGCUAAAGUAAAUGGGGCUGACGUGAAGGGAAAUCUUAUUGUGGGAGAAAAAAUUGAAAUUCCGAAAGGGGAGAAAAUUUGGCACGUGUUUAGACACAAAGUGCUAUUUGUUCGGGCGAUAAUUUUGUUCAUUAACUGGAUUGUUAUAGCUAUGGAUUAUUACGGAGUAACCAUGCAUGUUGGAAAUAUAGGAGGAAACUUCUACCUAAAUCAGUUUAUUCUAGCAAUUGUAGAGUUUCCUGCAAAAAUAGCUACCAUGCUUUUGUUAAACAGAAUAGGAAGACAGAAGUUACACUGUUUGAUAAUGAUCAUAGGUGGCGCUGCAUUACUGUGUACCAUAUUUCCAGUCCUCUACGGCAAGGAAGAGUUAAGUAGUCUGACACUGGUACUGUCGAUCAUUGGUAAGAUGGGGUCAUCAGCGGCCUUUGGUGUAAUCUACAUCUACACUGCAGAACUAUAUCCCACCGUGGUCCGUAAUGGUGCUAUGGGAACCAGUUCUUGUAUCGCUCGGUUUGGUGGCAUGGCUGCUCCGUAUAUAGCCUCAACAAGUGACUAUGUGAGUGGAAAAUUUGGCCAGGCGUUGCCAUUGGUGAUAUUUGGUGGUUCCUCCGUCACUGCCGGCUUUCUGACCCUCUUUUUACCGGAAACCUUACGUAGGAAGCUACCAGAAACCAUCCAAGAUGGAGUCGAAUUUGGAAAAAAGAAAGACGAGUUGAUCAUGAAUGGCUUUUCUAAAAGAAUCAAAACACCGCAACCGAGUUCGUCCUCCUUUGAUAAUACUGCAUUUGAGGGAACUACGUUGUAACAAAGAAGAAGUGCGGUGACAUAUAUAUGUUCAAUGGUACAUCAGCA